AUGUCGGUUCUUCCCUUCAGUUCAAGAUCACAGACCACUGCGCUUAAGCAACCCAAGCAAUUGUUUUGUUAUGCUCGGGAUAUCGACAACAAGUUUUUAUUUGAUGAAGAAGAAGUUAGAAAGAACCAUGUGAAAUACUAUUACUUACCAGAUAGUGAGUUAGAUAGAGGGAUUGAUCUUUCUGCCGGGAUUGCCAAAUUUCAAAAGAUUCCUCUUGAAGAUAAUUUAGCACAAUUUGAUCAAUUUCUCAUUGCAUUGGAGCAAUGGGAACAACACGAACAAAAGAAGGUUGAUGUUGAUGUGAUUGCAUUCCGUGGAGUUAUGCGCAAAUUGAUGACGGCCAUUUAUGAUGGCGAUAAUAAUAAUGAACAGGAUGAUGAGUAUACGUGUUCAGUAGUAGGAUUUGAUGGACAAGUUUUCAUUGCUGAGAAUGCUGAGUAUGAAAGCAAACGAUUACAACGAGAGAGGAGCGCACCUCCAGAUGAAUACAGAGCCAAGUGUGAAUAUAGUGGGUAUAAAUUCGAGACGAUUGCGACUAUGGAUAAACCAUGGUCUGAAACCACUCGUACAGAAUUAAGUCAAAGAUACCAGAAACAAGUUAAUAACUACGAACAAUACUUGGUAGGAGUAAGGACUGGAAUCCAUGAUAUUAAAGUUUUGAUGGGAGCAGAAGUCGAUUGCGUUUGGGAUUACAUGCCCUCUGAAAAAGGGUUCAAACAAGUAUUGGAUCAUUAUGUUGAAUUGAAGACCAGUAGAACCAUUGAAACACCCAAACAAAUGCUUCAAUUUGAGACCAAAUUGUUUCGUACUUGGGCCCAAUGCUUCCUAAUUGGAGUUAAAAAGAUUGUUUAUGGGUUUCGUGAUGCCAAAUUGGUGUUACGCACUGUUGAAAGUUAUCUGACAGAGGAAGUACCUAAAAUGAUCAAAGAGAAUCCCGUGAAUAAAAACCCUGUGCAUAAACGGGUCAAUUGUAUGCAAGCAUUGAAAUGGUAUGGAUCAAUUCUUUCAUGGUUGAAACAAGAAGUGAGUGAUGGUAAGAGUUACUUAUUAGUCAUUGAUCAAGGCAGACAACAAUUACGAUUGGAAAGUGCAAGUGACGAGCAAAAUGCUCAAUUGAGAUCAGGUCAAUUAUUAACUGAAAGGUUCAUCAAUUGGAGACAAAAUACAUCAAGAACACAACCUGAUAACUAA
This is a messenger RNA of Lizanozyma spartinae, 1191 nucleotides long. RefSeq names its product decapping nuclease. Gene Ontology annotation, biological process: nuclear-transcribed mRNA catabolic process; NAD-cap decapping. The coding region runs from base 1 to 1191 and encodes 396 amino acids. Gene Ontology annotation, cellular component: nucleus; cytosol. The transcript has a single exon. The record is from RefSeq and is a predicted model, not a curated record. Lineage: Eukaryota; Fungi; Ascomycota; Pichiomycetes; Serinales; Debaryomycetaceae. Gene Ontology annotation, molecular function: mRNA 5'-diphosphatase activity.